CCCAGCAAGCAGCGGGCCGGCCUGGGAAGAAGGGAAAGAUGGCAGACGCCGAGGAAGGAGUUUUGCGGCUGGCGGGAGCCUCCAAUGCCCCAAUUUCAUUCAGCUUCAGUCGCACGUCCGCCCGGAGACGGCUGGCGGACCCGGGAGAUGGCGCAGGUGCAGCUCCGGAGGAGAAGGAUUUCUUGAAGACCGUGGAAGGGAGGGAGCUGCAAAGUGUGAAGCCUUCAGAAGCCCCCAAGGAACUCAUCAUCCCUUUGAUCCAGAAUGGCCAUUGCAGGCAGCCACCGACCCAGGCCCCUAGGCCAUCCACAGAUACUGAGGCCUUGGCGGAUGGGGUGCUGUCCCAGGCUGUGAAGGAGCUCAUUGAGGAAUCCAAGAAGUCUCUGGAGGAGAGAGAGAAUGCGAGUGUCGACCCCACGCUCGCUAUCCCCAUGAUCCAGAAAGGAUGCACCCCCAACGGGGAAGAGGCAGACGGCGAACCCCGGGCUGAGACAGUGCCCGAGGAGGCCGAUUACGAGGCAGUCCCUGUGGAGGCCUACGGGCUGGCCAUGCUGCGAGGCAUGGGCUGGAAACCUGGCGAGGGCAUUGGCCGCACCUUCAAUCAAGUGGUGAAGCCCCGUGUCAACUCACUGAGGCCCAAGGGGUUAGGUCUGGGUGCCAACUUGACUGAGGUCCAGGCCUUGGCCCCCACUGGCCCCCAUCGCCUGUCCAGGCCAGAUGAGGAGCAAGAGAAGGAUAAGGAAGACCAGCCCCAAGGACUGGUGCCUGGAGGAGCUGUGGUGGUUCUUUCUGGCCCUCACCGAGGCCUCUAUGGGAAGGUGGAAGGCCUCGAUCCUGACAAUGUCCGGGCCGUGGUUCGUCUGGCCGUGGGGAGCCGCGUGGUGACGGUCAGUGAGUACCGCCUGCAACCUGUCUCCCAGCAGGAGUUCGACAAGAACUCCUUGGAUCUCAGCCGGGGGAGCAAAAGUUCCCUAGCGCAACAAAAUGGAACAGCCUCAUCAUGGAAGGCCCUCCGAGAUCAGGACCUCCACAUCCAGCAGGAGGACUCAGAGAGGAAGCGGAAACACCUUCUGGACCGACAGGGUGGGCCUGCAGCCAAGAGUGAGAAGGCAGCCCCCAGGCGUCAGCACUGGUUGCACAGGGACCUGCGCGUGCGGUUUGUGGACAAGCUGCACAAGGGCGGCCAGUAUUACAACACCAAGAUGACAAUCGAAGAUGUCCUGAGCCCAAAUACCUGUGUGUGUCGGACAGAUGAAGGCCAGGUGUUGGAAGGGCUGAGGGAAGACAUGCUGGAGACCCUGGUCCCCAAGGUCGAGGGCAACCGGGUGAUGGUGGUUCUGGGGCCACAGGCUGGAAGGGUGGGCCGUCUGCUGGGCCGAGACAGAGAGCGGAGCCGGGCUCUGGUGCAGCUGCGGAGAGAGGAUCGGCUGGUGGAGCUUCACUUUGAUGCUGUCUGCCAAUACAUGGGCCCCAGCGACUCAGAGGAAGACUGACCUCUGGACCCACUCCCGUCCCCCAGGCUGUUACCAGUUCUGUACAGUGUGAAAAGCCUGCCAUUGUGAAGGUGGGGAGGUCAUUGUCCGCCCACACUUGCACUGCAGCCCUGGGGCAGAGACAGGGCACGAGGUGGAUGGACCAGAAGGGAGGCUAGAAACAAACCCCAUAUUUACCAGAAGUUAGUAUGUAAUAAAACCCAUUUCAAAUACUUAGUAAAAGGAAGAGAUCAUAGAUGGUGUGCUGAGCCGUGAGUGGAGGUGGGAGCUGCGCUGAUGGGGGUGGGAACCAUUCCAUUGGUCAGCCCAACCUCCCUGCUCAGGCUGCCAGACAAGUUAAAGGAUCCAUUUGCUCACAAGCUCACCCUCGGAAUGCAGAAGCUGUGAAAUCUGUCCCCUGGGCAAAUACUAAGGAGUCUGGAACGCCACAUCACUGGAAAACUUUCUGAGCAAGAGUCCUGGCAGUGCUUUUACACUUGGUCCAGAGCAGACACCCAGAGGAUGUCUUGAGCCGGUGACAGGCGUCAAGAGAAAGGGAGGCUUCUUCCCACAAAUGGGAUGUGUUAGCACUACUUUCCAGAGAAGUCAGUUAAUUUGGGGACCCCCGUUUUAGUCCCAAAACUUUGGCUUGUAGGUAAAAAGGUUUUGUCUGUCUUGGGUAAAAUUUCUCUGGUUGCUCCAGGUAACUGGAUUCUCAAAAAAGUUAUUGUUAGAGAAUCCUCAAACUUCCUUUUUAAUGGCCUGAGAUACAAAAUCAAUGAGAAAAGUCAGAGCUUUAGGCACAAUUGUUUCUAAAUCAUCCCCAAUCACUAAGUUGUUGAUAUAAUAAGUGGUAUUUGAGUUGGAUCUAGGCCACUGAUACAAACUCCUGGUGCAUCAGAACAUGGCACAGGGAUGGAGAAUUUAAACCCUUACCCCUGGAGCAGGAUGAUGGAGGUUAGCUGCUGUCCUUGCCAAGCAGAGGCAGACUGCUGUUUAGAGCCAAGAUGAGCAGGUACAGAAAAACAAGUUGGCCAGAUCAGUGGUCGUAUGCCCAGUAAGGUAUGGAGUGUUCAGAAAAUCUUCCAAUAUGGUAACCCCAACAUGAAGUACACUUCCACGGACUGAUUUACUUCUUUGUCAUCCCUAAUUAAUUCCAGAACUCAUCUGUUUUCAAGAUUAGCUAAACAGGGUUGUUAAGGCAGACGGAGGUUCCUCCAGUUUUUGAGUCAUCAUUGUGAUUGCACACAUUGCCCCCUAAAUUCCUGGCUGGGUUCCAUUAUUAACCUUGGGGGGAAGAGUUGGGAGUUCUAGAGGUUCCCAAUCUGGCAUGUCCAGUAAUCAGUUUCCUAUGCUGUGUGUGCUUCACCCAGUCAAGAAGGCCUCCUCCUUUCUCCAAUCAUAGUAAAUCCAUCUUGGUAACACCCUUGAGAAGGCCUGAAAGCUCCCCGGGGAGUGGCACUGGUCCGCUGUGUCUGCCUGCAACAUGGCAUAACCUGGCAGUUUCAGACAAUCCUUCCAUCUCCUCCAUGCGCCACAAUGCUUAAAAUAGAUCUUUCAUCAGAUUCUGAUUUCCUGGAGUUCAUGUUUCUCCCAAGCCUGCCUUUGGAAAUGGGACCUGAAGUUUUUGAAUAUGGCCCUGUGUCGAGAACGCCUAGUCCUAGGCAGAGGGCCUGGUCCCCCUCGACAGACCGUCGGGGCUUUUUGUGCUUUCCCUGAGAGGAUGCCUCCUGAUCCCUCAGUUUGAGGACAGGGCUCCUUACAUUCCAAGAAGUGUGGACAGUAUCAGGAGGCUUUCCCAAUCUGCUCCUUGUUCAUUGGAUAUAAACAAAGACUUGUUUCUACAGACUCUCUGCGUCUGCGCAGUUGUCUCUCGGCGUGCUGCCUGCCAUUUGCCUGCUGCCAAGGUUGCCCUUUUGGCUGCGGUUACUGCAGCAACAGCUUCUGGGAGCCCAUGAAUUCUCCACGGACCACUCAGGCUGGGGACCAUGACCUGUACAAUUUGUCCAGACUGGCUUCUUCCACAUCACAGUGACUGAGCAAGAUGUGGGUGAAAAAGCAUCUGCCUCUUCUGCCAAGUCUCCAGAAGUUUCCCUGGCAGGAUGCUGCAUCUGUUAAAAACUGUCCAGACACUGAGCCAGGAAUUUGUGGCAGCAGACUCAAGAAGCAGCUUCUUUGCGUUUCAGAGAGAAGUGAAUUAUUUGGGUGAUUGGGACUGCUGCCUGUGGCUGAGCUUAGUGGCGAAUAUAUACAGGUCCCCUCUGUUUUCUCACAUUCCUUCCUCAGUGGGGGGAAUGCUCCCCUCCACUCCCAUGUUGGAGCCUCUUAACCUCCACGUUUGUAGCACCAGGCAGAGGGAUAAGAUAUCCAACAACCUGGAAACUCCGUGAGGGGGAGUGGGACCUCACCAACUGUCCUUCUUGCCCCAAUUCAUUCUACAAGCAUCUGUUGAGCUGCUACUGUAUGCCAGGUACUGUUUUGCGUGCUAGGGAUACAAUCGAGAGUAAAUCAUUCAUUCAACAAACACUGAGUCUCUACUAUAUGCCAGCAUGAUUCUAGGUACUUGGGAUACAGCCAUGAGCAAAACAAAGAUCCUUGCCCUCGUGGAGCUUCAUCCAGUGGGGCUGAGAGAUGAUAAGCAAUAAGCAUAAGAAGUAAAUUAUCUAGUAUGUUAGGAGGUGCUAAGAACCAAGGGGAAGAAAACAGGGUAAAGGGAAUCUGGUGUGGGCAGAUGGCAGGAUUCAUAGGAUGGCCAGGGGAGGCUUUACUGCAGAGGUGACAUUUGAGCAAAGAUAAGGAAGGAAGAGAGUCAUGCAGCUCUCUGGAGACAGUGGUCCAGGCAGGGGGAACAGGAAGUGCAAAGGCCCUACGGGGGCACCAUUGCUGGUGUGUUUGAGGAAUAGCGUGGAGGCCACCGCGGCUGCAGGGGAGUAAAUGAGAGAGAGGGAGGUAGAAGGUCAGGUCGGAGAGGUACUGUAGUGCUUCGAGGGCCACACUCAGUGUUCUGACUGAGGCGAGAAUCACAAGAAGCAUCCAUGCAGCCACUGCCAAAGAGCACCUGCUGAUGCCCCACCACCACCACGCACACGGCCACACUAAAUACACUUGACCCUCUAGUGAUUUGGUCAGGCUGGCUGAUUUCCACUGUUGGGAACUGAUUCUCCCAUUGGCUGUCCAGUGAGGCUGCUAGAACUGCCUGGAAGGCUUACCUCUCCAUCAAUGCCAGUCAGGGUAAUUGCCUCAAACUUGGGAAGCAUCGCCCUUCCCAGGCCUCAGAGGCAUCCUCAGCACCAGACUUCCAGGCACCUUUGACCUUUUACCACUUCUCUGGGAAAGUUAUCAUUGCCUGAAGAUCACCAGACACCACCAGCUAAAGGGAGAAGCACUAAAUGUGUCCCCGUUUCCCCACAGCAUCUCAAAAGAAGACUAAACGCCACAACUUUCCUCACUAAUCUUUCGGAAGUUCUGAUUUUCCUCAUCACCUCAUCCCAUCCUUGUCUCCAAAAGUGCUUUAAGUCAUUAGGGAAUUGCAAAUUAAAAUGAGUUACCACUACACACCUAUGAGCGUGGCAAAAAUCCAACACACUGACGACACUAAAUGCUGACAAGGAUGUGGAGCAAAAGCAACUCUCAUUUAUUGCUGGGGAGAAUGUAAAAUGAUAUAGCCACUCUAGAAGACAGGCUGGCUGUUUCCUACAAAACUGAACAUACUCUCACCAUAUGAUCCAGCACUCAUGCUCCUUAGUAUUUACCCAAAGGAGUUGAGAACUUAUGUCCACACAAAAACCUGCACACAGAUGUUUAUAGCAGCUUUAUUCAUAAUUGCCAAAACUUGGAAGCCACCAAGAUGUCCUUCAGGAGGUGAAUAGAUAAAUAAACUGUGGUUCAUCCAGACAGUGGAACAUUAUUCAGUGCUAAAAAGAAAUGAGCUAUCAAGCCAUGGAAAGAUAUGGAGGAACUUUAAAUGCCUACUAACAAGUGAAAUAGGUCAAUCUGAAAAGGCUACAUACUGGAUGAUUCCAACUAUGGUAUUCUAGAAAGGGCAAAACUAUGGAGAUAGUAAAAAGUGGUUGCCAGGAGUUAGGUGGGAGGGAGGGAUGAACAGGCAGAGCACAGAGCAUUUUAGGGCAAUGAAACUAUUUUGUAUGAUAUUAUAAUGGUGGAUACAUGUCAUUAUACAUUUGUCCAAACCCAUAGAAUGUACAACACCAAGAGUGACCCCUAAUGUAAACUGUGGACUUUGGAUGACAAUGAUGUGCCAUUGUCAAUGAAUGUAGGUUCAUUGAUUGUAACAAAUGUACAACUAUGGUGCAGGAUGUCAUAGUGGGGAAGAUGUGUAUGGGGAGGAGGGGAGCAGGAAUAUAUUUUCCACUCCGUUUUGCUAUAAAUCUAAAAGUGCUCUAAAAAAUAAA
Messenger RNA from Diceros bicornis minor, 5884 nucleotides. It is a transcript of the gene GPKOW, whose product is annotated as G-patch domain and KOW motifs. Gene Ontology annotation, biological process: mRNA splicing, via spliceosome. NCBI's taxonomy places the organism in Eukaryota, Metazoa, Chordata, Mammalia, Perissodactyla, Rhinocerotidae. The record is from RefSeq and is a predicted model, not a curated record. The coding region runs from base 39 to 1493 and encodes 484 amino acids. Gene Ontology annotation, molecular function: nucleic acid binding. Gene Ontology annotation, cellular component: spliceosomal complex. The transcript has 11 exons.